Molecule: messenger RNA, 1621 nt
Organism: Paecilomyces variotii
Lineage: Eukaryota; Fungi; Ascomycota; Eurotiomycetes; Eurotiales; Thermoascaceae
Product: putative endo-beta-1,6-glucanase
Exons: 4
Coding region: 261-1508 (415 amino acids)
Biological process (GO): glucan catabolic process
Cellular component (GO): extracellular region; cell surface
Molecular function (GO): beta-glucosidase activity
Source: RefSeq, a predicted model, not a curated record
GUCGUGUGAUUAAAAUCCUGACCCUGGCAAAGAUGGAAAGAAUGUUGGAUAUAUGCCCACAUGCGACGGUGCCUGCAUGUAGAGAUCAGAGUAGGUCAAGGGGGUAAGAUCGUAGAACGAUGCUUGCUGCAUUCAAUGAAAAGGCAGCCGUUUCCCCCCCAAGAUGUUGAAGUGCCGUAGCUUGGUAUCAAACUUCAUUUCUUCUCUUUUUUUCUUUUUCACCUCUGAAUAGUGACUUCGAAGGACGGACUGCCUUCGGCAUGCUGGUUUUGACCAAGCUCUACGCCCUUAGCGCAUUUGCUGGGCUGACUGCCGCAUGGCUUCCUGGAGUACACCGAGAUAUCUACUCCAUCGACGGAAAGAACCUGUUCAACCGCUCAGUCCCCUUCAGGGGCUCUAGUAAACGAUGGCUUCCAUUAUCUGGAAAGAUCCGCGGUGUCAACCUCGGGUCACUUUUCGUAUUUGAGCCAUGGCUCGCAGAAUCUGAAUGGAGUGAGAUGGGAUGCGGUAAUCAGAAAGCAGAGUUCGACUGCGUCUCGACCCUUGGUCAAGAUGCCGCCAACUCUGCUUUCCAGAAGCAUUGGGGCUCGUGGAUCACGAAGAGUGAUAUCUCCCAGAUGCAAAGCUAUGGACUGAAUACGAUCCGCAUCCCGGUGGGCUAUUGGCUAUAUGAAGACAUUGUCUAUACUAAUAGCGAGCACUUCCCUCAAGGUGGUUUGUCGUACUUGGAACAAGUCUGUAGCUGGGCUAGCGACGCUGGACUCUAUAUAAUUAUUGAUCUGCACGGUGCACCUGGUGCGCAGGUAUCGGACAAUUCGGAUACUGGCCAGUAUGCAUCGAGUGCCGGCUUCUACGUCGACUAUCAGUAUGAUCGAGCACUCCAGUUCCUCGAGUGGAUGACCACAAACAUCCAUCGAAAUCCCGCCUUUCGGAACGUGGGGAUGCUGCAGAUCGUGAACGAGCCAGAACAGGACGCUGACGCUGUCUCGUCGAUGCGCACAAGCUAUUACCCAAAUGCUGUUAAUAAAAUCCGUUUGACGGAAUUGGGUCUAGGUAUCAUCCCGGUCGAUUUCUUGCAUAUUCAGAUGAUGGACGAAUUAUGGGGUUCCGGGGAUCCAAACCAGUGUCUAAUAGACCGUUACUUUCUGGCCUAUGAUGACCAUCGCUACAUGAAAUACGAUUCGAGCGUGAAAGUAUCCAAGGAUAGCUAUAUCAAUGCCUCUUGCAGCGACAACCGGGAUUCGAACACUCCCACCAUCGUUGGGGAAUUUAGUUUGAGCCCGCCAGACGAUGUGCAGUGGGAUCCGGAAUGGAGUCCAGACUCCAAUAAGGACUUCUACAAGAGGUGGUUCGCAGCUCAAGUGCAGGCAUACGAAAAGCAGCAGGGCUGGAUCUUCUGGACGUGGAAGGCCCAAGCGGGAGACUAUCGCUGGUCAUAUUCCGAGGCUGUCAAUGCGGGUGUUAUUCCCACGAACCUCGACGACGUAUACAACGAGGGAGUCUGUUAGUUGUAAGAUGCAGAGGUGUGUGGGACUGAUCUUAUUCUAAUACCUUAAUCCGGAUCCCCUAUUCUAUUCUGUGCAUGUGGUUGUAUAAAACGCUCUGUAACGACUUGUUUAUA